AUGGAGGAGCAAUCGUUGGACAGGACCACUCUCGCCACCAUCUCUCUGCUCGAGGCCCGUCUCCUGCGGAUCGAGCAGAUUCUCCACGGCUCGAAUUCCGUGUCAGCCGCAAGGCCAGCUGGUGACUCGGCUGUCGAAUCACUUGCGAACCUGGAGCGCCGCUUUGCAGCCCUCAUCUCCCGCUUCCGCGUCUACGCCGAUAUCCUCAAGCUUUACCACACCCACCCGUCAUUCUUCCAGUCACCCGCACCUGACGACCCGGCCCCUUCCCAGCUGGAUACUGCCGCCCUCCGUGCCACAGUGCUCUCCUUCGCCUCCUCGUUCCCUAGCACCGUCUCCGCCCUGACGGCCGUCACAUCUGAUACUCCCGUCCCAGACCCAAAGCUGAGCGCCAACAUGGUUGCCCUGCUACCACGCAUGAAGGGUGUCGAGGCGACACAGCUGGCCCAGGAGGCGGAGAUCGGAGAACUUCGGGACCGCAGCGAGAGGGUCGUCAGGAAGUGGUACGAGGAGAGGGUGGUGGGCUAUGGGAGCUUCAUCGCCGACGUUGAGGGCCGAGUGGAGGGCGUGGAGCGUAAGGUGAGGAGGGCGGAGGCCCUAAGGGACAAGGAGGCUGAGGCUGUUUGA
Diaporthe batatas is the source of this 627-nucleotide messenger RNA. RefSeq lists its product as uncharacterized. The record is from RefSeq and is a predicted model, not a curated record. NCBI's taxonomy places the organism in Eukaryota, Fungi, Ascomycota, Sordariomycetes, Diaporthales, Diaporthaceae. The coding region runs from base 1 to 627 and encodes 208 amino acids. The transcript has 2 exons. Gene Ontology annotation, biological process: cytoskeleton-dependent cytokinesis. Gene Ontology annotation, cellular component: dynactin complex.